ACCUCCCCCCCCCCCCAGGUCCACACAGAUCCCGAUUCCCGAAGCGGCGGUGUCGAUCUUCCCCCAGGGGAUAUCCGCAUGACUCAUCAGACUCGCGCCCCAGCCUUUCUAUAUCUCCAUCCCAACGAUCCCACGAUCGGAGUUAUACGCCUCUCUACGACCUCUGAUUCCAUCGUAUAGCCUUUCCCCGACGCUCACCAUGCUCCGAAGUCGCCAGGCAAGAAAUGCCUUGAAGGCCGUGGGCCAGACCAGGCCAUUGAGGUCCCAGACCCCGGUGGCCUUUACCCAGUCGCUCAACAAGGUCCCGUCGAACCGGAGGACCGAGGCCACUGUCGCCACUGCUUCGUCUACUGCGUCUGGGGCGUUCAACAGCCAGGUCCGACCCACUCCUAGCCCUACUUUCAAUCAGUAUGAUAGCCAGGUGCAGCCGUUGACGGGCAUGUCGAGAAAUAUCACGGAUGAGUCGUUUAUCGGCAAGACCGGUGGCGAGAUCUUCCACGACAUGAUGCUCCGACAGGGCGUCAAACAUAUCUUUGGAUACCCCGGCGGCGCCAUCCUCCCCGUCUUCGACGCAAUCUACAACUCCACGCACUUCGACUUCAUCCUCCCCCGGCACGAGCAAGGCGCCGGCCACAUGGCCGAAGGCUACGCCCGGGCCUCAGGCAAGCCAGGCGUGGUCCUCGUGACGUCCGGCCCAGGCGCAACCAACAUCGUGACCCCCAUGCAAGACGCGCUCCUAGACGGAACGCCCAUGGUCGUAUUCUGCGGCCAGGUCCCGACGACAAGCAUCGGCAGCGACGCCUUCCAAGAGGCCGACAUCGUCGGUAUUUCGCGGCCCUGCACCAAGUGGAACGUCAUGGUAAAGAGCAUCGCCGAGCUCCCGCGCCGCAUCAACGAGGCAUUCCAGAUCGCCACCACCGGCCGGCCGGGGCCCGUCCUCGUCGACCUCCCCAAGGACGUGACGGCUGGCAUCCUCCGCAGGGCGAUUCCUACAGAUGCAGCGAUCCCAACGCUGCCCAGCGCUUCAACCCAAGACGCCAUGGACCUCAACCACAAGCAGCUAAAGGCCUCCAUCGCGCGCGUUGCCAAGCUCGUCAACAUGGCCAAGCAGCCUGUCAUCUACGCCGGCCAGGGCGUCAUCCAGUCCGAAUCCGGCCCCGAGCUUCUCAAGAAGCUAUCGGACCUCGCUUCCAUCCCCGUGACCACAACCCUACAAGGCCUCGGCGGCUUCGACGAGCUGGACUACAAGUCCCUGCACAUGCUCGGCAUGCACGGCUCUGCAUAUGCCAACAUGGCCAUGCAAGAAGCGGACCUGAUCAUCGCUCUCGGCGGCCGCUUCGACGACCGCGUUACCCUCAACGUCAGCAAAUUCGCGCCCGGAGCUCGCGCUGCAGCCGCCGAGAACCGCGGCGGCAUCGUGCAGUUUGAAAUCAUGCCCAAGAACAUCAACAAGGUUGUCGAGGCGACUGAGGCGAUCGUCGGCGACGUCGGCACCAACCUGCGCCUGCUUCUACCCCACGUCGAACCCCGCUCAACGGACGAUCGCAGCGCGUGGUACACCAAGAUCGACGCGUGGAAGAAGAAGUGGCCGCUAUCAGACUACCAGAAGACCGAGCGGCACGGGCUCAUCAAGCCGCAGACGCUCAUCGAGGAGCUAAGCAAUCUCUGCGCAGACCGCAAAGACAAAACGUACAUCACGACCGGCGUGGGACAGCACCAAAUGUGGACCGCGCAGCACUUCCGCUGGAGACACCCGCGGACAAUGAUCACGUCCGGCGGGCUGGGCACAAUGGGUUACGGGCUUCCAGCAGCGAUCGGCGCGAAAGUCGCACAACCCGACGCCCUCGUCGUCGACAUCGACGGCGAUGCCUCGUUCAACAUGACCCUGACGGAGCUCUCCACCGCCGCGCAAUUCAACAUCGGCGUCAAGGUGAUCGUCCUCAACAACGAAGAGCAGGGGAUGGUCACGCAGUGGCAGAAUCUCUUCUAUGAGGACCGCUACGCCCAUACGCACCAGGCGAACCCGGAUUUCAUCAAGAUUGCCGACGCUAUGGGUAUCCAGGGCCAGAGAGUGGCGGAUCCUACGAAAGUCAAGGAGAGCCUCCAGUGGCUGAUUGAUACGGAUGGGCCUGCGCUGUUGGAGGUGAUCACGGAUAAGAAGGUGCCUGUGUUGCCGAUGGUGCCGGGUGGGUGUGGCUUGCAUGAGUUUAUCGUAUUCAAUCCUGAAGAUGAGAAGACGCGGCGCGGGCUGAUGCGCGAACGGACAAGCGGGCUUCAUGGGUAAACCAUAUAAACCCCCAGACAUGGAAAAAAAGGGGUGAUGGCGUUGGUUUAUAGCAGAAUGUAUAGAUAAUUUCGGUUUUGGUUUCCGGUUUUGUUCCUUUCCUGCUUCGUUUGUGCGUUUUCUACAUUUGAUCCAUUGCUUUAAUGUCAAUCGCCAUUGUUUGACUCCCUGGACUAAGUCUUAUAUGUAACGCACUGGAUGUUUUUAUUCCCAGUGGAGUAUCCAUCCAGACGGGCUGGGAUGCAAUGCGAUAUAUAUAACACCACACCAUCAAUCCCCAUAUAUCCACCCAACCUACCCCCAUUCCAUGUAGAACCCCAUCAACCAACAAAUAUCAAAAACAAGUCCCCUCCCCCUCCACAACCUUCCAUCCCACC
Aspergillus campestris IBT 28561 is the source of this 2661-nucleotide messenger RNA. Its product is annotated as acetolactate synthase. The transcript has 5 exons. Gene Ontology annotation, molecular function: thiamine pyrophosphate binding; magnesium ion binding; acetolactate synthase activity. The record is from RefSeq and is a predicted model, not a curated record. Gene Ontology annotation, cellular component: mitochondrion; acetolactate synthase complex. The coding region runs from base 200 to 2284 and encodes 694 amino acids. Gene Ontology annotation, biological process: L-valine biosynthetic process. Lineage: Eukaryota; Fungi; Ascomycota; Eurotiomycetes; Eurotiales; Aspergillaceae.